AUGGCGAGCCCUCCGGAGACGGACGGCUUCUCGGACGUGCGCAAGGUGGGCUACCUGCGCAAACCCAAGAGCAUGCACAAGCGAUUCUUCGUGCUGCGGGCGGCCAGCGAGGCUGGGGGCCCGGCGCGCCUCGAGUACUACGAGAACGAGAAGAAGUGGCGGCACAAGUCGAGCGCCCCCAAACGCUCGAUCCCCCUGGAGAGCUGCUUCAACAUCAACAAGCGGGCGGACUCCAAGAACAAGCACCUGGUGGCCCUCUACACCCGGGACGAGCACUUUGCCAUCGCGGCAGACAGCGAGGCCGAGCAGGACAGCUGGUACCAGGCCCUCCUGCAGCUGCACAACCGUGCCAAGGGCCACCACGACGGGGCCGCGGCGCCUGGGGCCGGAGGCGGCGGGGGCAGCUGCAGUGGCAGCUCCGGCCUCGGGGAGGCCGGGGAGGACUUGAGCUACGGGGACGUGCCCCCAGGACCCGCCUUCAAGGAGGUCUGGCAGGUGAUCCUGAAACCCAAGGGCCUGGGUCAGACAAAGAACCUGAUUGGCAUCUACCGCCUCUGCCUGACCAGCAAGACCAUCAGCUUCGUGAAGCUGAACUCGGAGGCGGCGGCCGUGGUGCUGCAGCUGAUGAACAUCAGGCGCUGUGGCCACUCAGAGAACUUCUUCUUCAUCGAAGUGGGCCGUUCCGCAGUGACGGGCCCGGGGGAGUUCUGGAUGCAGGUGGACGACUCCGUGGUGGCCCAGAACAUGCACGAGACAAUCUUGGAGGCCAUGCGGGCCAUGAGCGAUGAGUUCCGCCCUCGAAGCAAGAGUCAGUCAUCCUCCAACUGCUCCAACCCCAUCAGUGUGCCGCUGCGGAGGCAUCACCUCAACAACCCUCCACCCAGCCAGGUGGGGCUGACCCGCCGCUCGCGCACCGAGAGCAUCACGGCCACCUCCCCGGCCAGUUUGGUGGGCGGGAAGCAGGGCUCCUUCCGCGUGCGUGCCUCCAGUGAUGGCGAAGGCACCAUGUCUCGCCCCGCCUCUGUGGACGGCAGUCCUGUGAGUCCUAGCACCAACAGGACCCACGCCCACCGCCAUCGAGGCAGCUCCCGGCUGCACCCGCCUCUCAACCACAGCCGCUCCAUCCCCAUGCCUUCUUCUCGCUGCUCGCCUUCCGCCACCAGCCCGGUCAGUCUGUCGUCCAGCAGCACGAGUGGCCACGGCUCCACCUCAGACUGCCUCUUCCCGCGGCGGUCUAGUGCUUCUGUGUCUGGUUCCCCCAGUGAUGGCGGCUUCAUCUCCUCCGAUGAGUAUGGCUCCAGUCCCUGCGAUUUCCGAAGUUCUUUCCGCAGCGUCACCCCAGAUUCCCUGGGCCACACCCCGCCUGCCCGGGGUGAGGAGGAGCUAAGCAACUACAUCUGCAUGGGAGGCAAGGGGGCCUCCACCCUCACUGCCCCCAAUGGUCACUACAUUUUGCCCCGGGGUGGCAAUGGUCACCGCUAUGUGCCAGCUGCCGGCUUGGGCACGAGCCCAGCCCUGCCAGGAGAGGAAGCAGCCGGUGUGGCAGAUCUGGAUAAUCGGUUCCGAAAGCGGACUCACUCUGCGGGCACCUCGCCUACCAUUUCCCACCAGAAAACCCCGUCUCAGUCCUCUGUGGCUUCCAUUGAGGAAUACACCGAAAUGAUGCCCACCUACCCACCAGGAGGUGGCAGUGGAGGCCGAGUACCCAGCUACCGGCACUCCGCCUUCGUGCCCACCCACUCCUACCCAGAGGAGGGUCUGGAAAUGCACCCCUUGGAGCGACGUGGGGGCCACCACCGCCCAGACACCUCCAGCCUUCACACCGAUGAUGGCUACAUGCCCAUGUCCCCAGGGGUGGCCCCGGUGCCCGGCAGCCGGAAAGGCAGUGGGGACUACAUGCCCAUGAGCCCCAAGAGCGUGUCUGCCCCGCAGCAGAUCAUCAACCCCAUCAGACGCCAUCCCCAGAGAGUGGACCCCAACGGCUACAUGAUGAUGUCCCCAAGCGGCAGCUGCUCUCCUGACAUUGGAGGUGGGCCCAGCAGCGGCGGCAGCAGCGGCGGCGCCGCCCCUUCUGGGAGCAGCUAUGGCAAACUCUGGGCAAAUGGCGUAGGGGGCCACCACUCUCACGCCCUGCCACACCCCAAACUCCCGGUGGAGAGCGGUAGUGGCAAACUCUUGUCUUGUACAGGUGACUACAUGAACAUGUCGCCCGUCGGGGACUCCAACACCAGCAGCCCCUCCGACUGCUACUAUGGCCCCGAGGACCCGCAGCACAAGCCCGUCCUCUCCUACUACUCACUGCCAAGGUCCUUUAAGCACACCCAGCGCCCUGGGGAGCUGGAGGAGACCCGGCACCCCCAGCAUCUCCGCCUCUCCUCCAGUUCCGGUCGACUCCUCUACACGGCGGCCGCAGAAGAUUCCUCCUCGUCCACCAGCAGCGACAGCCUGGGCGGGGGGUACUGUGGGGCUCGGCCGGAGCCCGGGCUCCCGCAUCUCCAUCAUCAGGUCCUGCAGGCCCAUCUGCCUCGAAAGGUGGACACAGCUGCCCAGACCAACAACCGCCUGGCUCGGCCCACGAGGCUGUCUCUGGGGGAUCCCAAGGCCAGCACCUUACCUCGGGCCCGAGAGCAGCAGCCGCCACCCCCCUUGCUGCUCCCUCCGGAGCCCAAGAGCCCAGGGGAGUAUGUGAAUAUUGAAUUUGGGAGCGAUCAGCCAGGCUACUUAUCGGGCCCGGUGGUGUCCCACAGCUCGCCUUCCAUCAGGUGUCCGUCCCAGCUCCAGCCAGCUCCCAGAGAGGAGGAGACGGGCGCAGAAGAGUAUAUGAACAUGGACCUGGGGCCAGGCCGGAGGGCCACCUGGCAGGAGAGCGUGGGGCUUCAGCCGGGCAGGGUGGGCCCGGCGCCCCCUGGAGCUGCUAGCGUGUGCAGGCCGACCAGGGCGGUGCCCGGCAGCCGCGGCGACUACAUGACCAUGCAGAUGGGCGGUCCCCGGCAGAACUACGUGGACACCUCACCCGUCGCGCCCAUCAGCUACGCCGACAUGCGGACGGGCGUCGUUGUGGAGGAAGCCAGCCUGCCCGGGGCCACCGCGGCCGCUCCCUCCUCAUCCUCGACGGCCUCUGUUUCCUCCACUGCGCCUCCGGGAACAGGGGAGCUGGCGGCCCGCUCGGCCCUGCUGGGGGGCCCGAGCGCCUUCACGCGGGUGAACCUCAGCCCCAACCGCAACCAGAGUGCCAAAGUGAUCCGUGCCGACCCGCAAGGGUGCAGGAGGCGGCACAGCUCCGAGACCUUCUCCUCGACGCCCAGUGCCACCCGGGUGGGCAACACGGUGCCCUUCGGAGCCGGGGCUGCCGUCGGGGGCGGUGGUGGUGGCGGCAGCAACAGCGCCGAGGAUGUCAAACGCCACAGCUCUGCUUCCUUCGAGAACGUGUGGCUGAGGCCUGGGGAGCUCGGGGGAGCCCCCAAGGAGCUGGCCCAAGUGUGCGGGGCCGCUGGCGGUUUGGAGAAUGGUCUCAACUACAUAGACCUGGAUUUGGUCGAGGACUUCAAACAGCGCCCUCAAGAGUGCCCACCUCAACCGCAGCCUCCUCCUCUCCCGGCCCCGCAUCAGCCUCUGGGCAGUAGUCAGAGUGGCCCCACCAGCCGCUCCAGUGAGGAUCUAAGCGCCUAUGCCAGCAUCACUUUCCAGAAGCAGCCAGAGGACCUCCAGUAG
Rangifer tarandus platyrhynchus (Svalbard reindeer) is the source of this 3711-nucleotide messenger RNA. Lineage: Eukaryota; Metazoa; Chordata; Mammalia; Artiodactyla; Cervidae. The record is from the annotation of a GenBank genome assembly.